Anguilla anguilla (European eel) is the source of this 3155-nucleotide messenger RNA. RefSeq names its product nucleoredoxin-like. The record is from RefSeq and is a predicted model, not a curated record. Gene Ontology annotation, molecular function: thioredoxin-disulfide reductase (NADPH) activity. Bases 326 to 1582 code for a protein of 418 amino acids. The transcript is spliced from 8 exons. NCBI's taxonomy places the organism in Eukaryota, Metazoa, Chordata, Actinopteri, Anguilliformes, Anguillidae.
GUGCAAUAUUUGUGAGUGCCGAAGAUGCAAUUUUGCCUCUCGUAACUAGGUGUCAUAAAUGAGUUUCAUUUUUCAAUAAGCACUAGUCGCAAACGUGCUGUUGCUCGGGAAUAUUACUAGUUGCAUUCCUCAACACCACAGUACCACAUGAGAAGAGAAGGUGGCUAGGCUAUAUACAUGCAUUGAUAUUCGCACUGUUCUUCCACGAGACAACCUUGGCGCACAGGGGUUUCCAUUGCUUGUCGCACCCUUUGGUUUUGAAUCUUCAUUGUUUUGGGGAAAGCACACGGCUAGACAACGGUCUGAUUUGCGGAUUCGAGCAGGGAUGUCGGACUUUCUCGUUAAUCUGCUCGGGGAGCGGCUCGUGAACAGUGAAAAGGCCGAGAUUGAUGUCCAGGCGCUGGGCAGCAAGCUGUCUGUUAUCGGACUCUACUUCGGUUGCAGUCUGAAUGGUCCUUGCAGACAGUUCAACGCCAGCCUGUGUGAGUUUUACAGCAAGUUCAAAAAUUCAUCAGAACACAAAGACAAAUUGGAAAUAGUUUUUGUCUCAUCCGACCAGGACCAGAAACAUUGGCAGGACUUCUUACAGGAGAUGCAAUGGCCGGCGUUGCCUUUCAAAGAGAGACACAAAAAGAUGAGGCUAUGGAACAGGUACAAGGUGACCAGCGUCCCUUCUCUGGUGUUUGUGGAGGCGGUCACGGGGAAGGUGGUGUGUCGGAAUGGUCUCCUGGUGGUGCGCGAUGACCCUAAAGGCUUGGAGUUCCCCUGGGGGCCCAAGCCAUUCGCGGAGGUGGUGGCGGGACCCCUGCUCCGGAGCAGCGGGCAGACUGCGGACAGCAGCUCCCUGGAAGGGUCUUAUGUUGGCGUGUAUUUCUCUGCCCACUGGUGUCCUCCAUGCCGCAGUCUAACGCGGGUCCUGGCAGAGUCGUAUCAGACUGUGAAGGACUCGGGACAGAAGUUUGAAAUAGUCUUUGUCAGCGCAGACAGGUCAGAAGACUCCUUUAAACAGUAUUUCAGUGAGAUGCCUUGGGUCGCCGUUCCAUACACAGAUGAGGGUCGGCGAUCACGGCUCAACCGGCUGUAUGGAAUUCAAGGGAUCCCCACCCUGAUCCUGUUGGACCCAGAGGGCCAUGUGAUCACGCGACAGGGUCGGGUGGAGGUGCUGAAUGACCCAGAGUGCCGCUUCUUCCCCUGGCAGCCACGCCCCGUUCUGGAGCUGAGAGAGGCCAAUGCUGUGCACCUCAACGAGGGGCCAUGCUUGGUGCUGUUCGUGGAUGCAGAAGAGGAAGAGGAGCUAGAGCUGGCCAGGGAGCUGAUCCAGCCAAUCGCAGAGAAGAUCAUGGCCAAAUACAAGGCCACGGAGGAGGAGACACCGCUACUAUUCUUUGUGGCAGGAGAGGACGACAUGAGCGACUCGCUGCGCGAUUACACCAACCUGCCAGAGGCAGCGCCACUGCUCACCAUCCUGGACAUGUCGGCCCGAGCCAAGUACGUGCGCGACGUGGAGGAGAUCACGCCCACGGUUGUGGAGCAGUUCGUGGAUGACUUCCUCGCAGAGAUGCUCAAACCAGAACCUAUCUGAAGAGUGAGCCAGAGAGCGCCAGAGAGAGAGAGAGUAAUGGGACUGGAACCCCAGACACCCCUCACCCCUCAUCCCCUUUUAAGACUCUGCCGCUCUCUCUUCUGUACCCUUUCUGUCCUUCCUCUCCCUGCAGUGCCUUGCAUUGUUUGUAGCCUCUGCAGUGACACACCCAUGAGCCCACACACUUUUCUCCUCUCUCAGUUGGGCAGCUUGUUUUCCUUUUGUCUGUGGAUUUCAUUUUAAGAAGUUCUUAAUUUUCACGUGAAAACUACACCAUGACUCAAUUGUUCAAUUUGAAAUAUUUAUUGGAUAUUUGGUGUACCUGCCUGUUCUUAUCAGGAUAUACUUCUCUGUUCAUCCGCUUUAUGGCAUGGAAUGACAACAAAUUACAGUGGUUUUCUGUUUAAAAGCCACAUGCAUAGUUGUCAGACAUUCUUAGAAGGUUGUCUUAUUACAAUUGACCCUUUGUUGUCAAGCAAAGGUGUUUGCCUUCAAAGUGUUACCGUUCUUUAUGAUGCUAUAUUUAAAUAUGUCAAAUAAUUUGUAAUGCCAGAACUGCAACUGAACCAUGAGUGUUAAAAUGAUUUUAUGUGAAGGUCCCAAAGGAAAAUGGUGUAUGUUUUUAUGGCAUAAAAAUGAUUGUACCAUCCAAUUAUUUUCAAGUGUUGGAAAAGUGUGUGUUCACAGUUUCUGUUUUUUUUCUGCUUGUCUCUCUGCAGGUAAAAGCACAUUCUUUAAACUGCUGAGCAUAUUCCUUCCUUUUCUAAGAUCAUCACCCUCUUCUCAUGACUCCCAUAUCCCCAGAAAACUCAUGUUUUCAUUCAUAAGAUCAUCUGUAAAACCUUAAGGUCGAGAUUAAAGCCUGGAUUCAAUAAACCCAAUAAAAUGUGAAGGUUACGUUUUCAUCUUCAUCCACAAAGACUGCUGAGUUCAGCAAUCCCCAAAAUUAACUCACAAAACUACUUGUGACUGUAAAACCAAAUACAUAUUUUUCUUUUUAGGUCUAUGUAAAAAAACAAAAACAAAUUUUGAUUGAUUCCAGGCAAGUCUAAUAAACCCAACACUUCUAUGAUAACUUAAGGCUGAUGGUGGGUGGAUAUAUAUUUUAAUAGGACACACUUUAACAUUUUCUGAGCCAAGAAUCUCAUAAUGUUUUGUUUUAGAAACAUGUUUCAGGUUGGCAGGGCACUGAUGGUAGCUGAAAUGACUGACUAAAUAGUGUUGUUUUGUUCUGGUCAAAAGCAGCCUUUCUGGAGAAGUAAACUGAAUGGUUGAUAGCCAGCUCAUAGCAAGGAUCUACAGCUACCAUAGAUAAGACCCUCAUGACCUUCUUCACUCCCACACAGAAACUGUAGAAAAUUUGGGAAAUAAUACAUCAGAGAACCACAUUACCUUAAUAAAGGUUAUAUUUUCUCUGUUAUUUUCUGAAGUGACAAAAGGAAGCUUUCAGUAAAGCAAUGGCCUGAAACAUCUGCAGUCAUUUCAUUUAUUGUAAUCUUUAUUUUUGAUGACAGUGUUUCUUUAAUAAUGCCAUGUUCAUGUCUGCAUUUUUAAAUAAAGCUGUAAUAAGAAA